UAAUAGAUGAUCGUUCAAUUGAAUCAAGUAUUCGUAAUGUACGAUCUCUUGGUGUUAUACCUCGAGCAAAAAUCAAAACAGUUAAAAUGACAUUAGUUAUUGUUAUUGCUUUUACUGCUUGUUGGUCUCCUUAUUUUCUUCUUAUGAUGAUGAAUUCAUUCAAUCUUAUCACUAGUUAUUUUCUUAUUCGAGUAACAUCAUCAUUAUGCUAUAUGAAUUCAUUAGCAAAUCCACUGAUUUAUUGGCUGUUUGCAACAGAUCUUUUUGUUCAAUGCAGACAAAAUUUAACUGGAUCAUCAUCGAAUGGAAUGAAUAGUGGAUAUCGUUGUUCAUUAACAGAAUCUCGAUAUAGCCUUGGCAGUUCAAGAUAUGGAAAUCGUCGAUCAAAUGAACCUACUCGUACACAAAAUACUCCACGUACAGGUUCAACUCGUCAAUUAAAUUAUCGUUCACCACCGACACAACAAGCAAGAUUAACUAAACGUUUAAUUCACCAACCAAAUUCUCAAUCAUCACUUGUAUAUGCUUAUCCGUCUCGAUCAUAA
Molecule: messenger RNA, 545 nt
Organism: Adineta steineri
Lineage: Eukaryota; Metazoa; Rotifera; Eurotatoria; Adinetida; Adinetidae
Source: the annotation of a GenBank genome assembly